Messenger RNA from Oreochromis niloticus (Nile tilapia), 1104 nucleotides. Its product is annotated as putative DMBT1-like protein. Gene Ontology annotation, molecular function: serine-type endopeptidase activity. Gene Ontology annotation, biological process: zymogen activation. The record is from RefSeq and is a predicted model, not a curated record. The transcript has 6 exons. Gene Ontology annotation, cellular component: plasma membrane. NCBI's taxonomy places the organism in Eukaryota, Metazoa, Chordata, Actinopteri, Cichliformes, Cichlidae. Bases 1 to 1104 code for a protein of 367 amino acids.
AUGCUGCUGUCAUCUGUUCAGCUGUACAGUGUACCCAUCAGAGUAGCUGGUUCUAGAUCAACUCGAUGUUCUGGCAGAGUUGAAGUUUAUCACAAUAACAGCUGGGGAACAGUCUGUGAUCAUGGCUGGGACUUAAAUGAUGCUGAGGUGGUUUGCAGACAGUUAAACUGUGGGUCGGCACUAGAGGCUCCUCAAUCAGCUCACUUUGGUGCAGGAACUGGACAGAUUUGGCUUGAUGAUGUGACCUGUUCAGGAAAUGAAAGUUCUCUAGCUAAGUGUCAACACAGUGGAUUUGGAUCAAACAGAUGUGGGCAUCAUGAAGACGCUGGUGUCAUCUGUUCAGGCCUCAUCAGAUUAGCUGGGCCUGGAUCAACUCAGUGCUCCGGUAGAGUUGAAAUUUAUCACAAUAACAUCUGGGGAACAGUCUGUGAUGAUGGCUGGGACUUAAAUGAUGCUGAGGUGGUUUGCAGACAGUUAAACUGUGGGUCAGCACUAGAGGCUCCUCAAUUAGCUUACUUUGGUGCAGGAACUGGACAAAUUUGGCUUGAUGAUGUGACCUGUUCAGGAAAUGAAAGUUCUCUAACUGAGUGCAAACACAGUGGAUUGGGAACACAUGACUGCGUGCAUUAUGAAGACGCUGGUGUCAUCUGUUCAGGUCUGCUCAGAUUAAGUGGAUCACAUAAAUGCUCUGGCAGAGUUGAAAUUUAUUACAAUAACAGCUGGGGAACAGUCUGUGAUGAUGGCUGGGACUUAAAUGAUGCUGAAGUGGUUUGCAGACAGUUAAACUGUGGGACGCCAUUAGAGGUUCCUCAAUCAGCUCACUUUGGUGCAGGAACUGGACAGAUUUGGCUUGAUAAUGUGACCUGUUCAGGAAAUGAAAGUUCUCUAACUCAAUGUCAACACCGUGGAUUUGGAUCAAAGAGCUGUCAACAUGGUCAGGAUGCUUCUGUUAUCUGUUCAGGGGUGAGGCAACAGUGGCAGAUGUGCAUAGGCUCUGGAGCAGUGUUAGAGGUUGCGGAAGUAGCAGCAGAGGUUGACAUCAAAAGUGGAACAAGUGGAGGAGGAACAGGAAAUGUUCGGGGAGACGAUCUCCGGGUCUUGUAG